This is a messenger RNA of Mercurialis annua (annual mercury), 2808 nucleotides long. RefSeq lists its product as uncharacterized. The coding region runs from base 161 to 2359 and encodes 732 amino acids. The record is from RefSeq and is a predicted model, not a curated record. Gene Ontology annotation, molecular function: translation initiation factor binding; translation initiation factor activity; guanyl-nucleotide exchange factor activity. The transcript is spliced from 15 exons. Gene Ontology annotation, cellular component: eukaryotic translation initiation factor 2B complex. Lineage: Eukaryota; Viridiplantae; Streptophyta; Magnoliopsida; Malpighiales; Euphorbiaceae. Gene Ontology annotation, biological process: biosynthetic process.
CUGUACAGGAUUCCCACCUUAUCAGUUGAUUCUGUCUGCACAGGGGUUUUGAUCAGAAACAGUAGUUAGUAACUAGGGUUUUGCAAAUCAAAAUCAAAAUCAAAAUCAUUUCAAUUCAAUCAAAAAUUAUAAGUAAAUCAACCGGAAACAGCUUGAAAAAAUGGGCGCUCAAAGAAAAGGAGGCGGAGGAGGAGGCGGAGGAGCUAGGGUUAAUGACGACGCCGACGACUUAUCUCGACAUCCAUUACAAGCCAUUCUGUUAGCCGAUAGCUUCACCACUAAGUUCCGUCCAAUCACUCUCGAACGCCCUAAAGUUCUGUUGCCGCUGGUGAAUGUGCCGAUGAUUAAUUACACUCUGGCUUGGCUUGAAUCGGCUGGAGUUGAAGAGGUGUUUGUUUUUUGCUGUGCACAUUCGCGGCAAGUUAUUGAUUAUUUGGAGGAUUCGGAAUGGUUUUCGCAGCCAAAUUUUACCGUUACUACUAUUGAAUCACAUAAUUCUAUUAGCGCUGGUGAUGCGCUGCGUUUAAUUUACGAACGUAAUGUGAUACAUGGUGAUUUUGUGCUUGUCAGUGGGGAUACAGUAAGCAACAUGUCACUAACACAAGCAAUUCAAGAGCACAAAGAAAGAAGGAAAAAAGAUAGUAAUGCAGUAAUGACUAUGGUUAUUAAACAGUCAAAGCCUUCUCCAGUCACUCACCAGUCACGACUUGGCACUGAGGAAUUAUUCAUGGCUAUCGAUCCUUUAUCGAAGCAGCUCUUGUAUUACGAGGAGAAAGCUGACCUUUUAAAGGGUGUUAUUCCUCUUGAUAAUAUGUUGUUUGGGGAUAACACUUCAAUUUCUCUUCAUAAUGAUAAGCAGGAUUGUUACAUAGACAUAUGCUCCCCAGAAGUUCUGAGUCUUUUCACUGAUAAUUUUGAUUACCAACACCUGCGCCGUCAUUUCUUGAAGGGACUGCUUGUUGAUGAUAUUAUGGGUUACAAAAUAUACACUUAUGAGAUUCACUCAAGUUAUGCGGCUAGGAUCGAUAACUAUCGAAGUUAUGACACCAUCAGUAAGGACAUUAUUCAGAGGUGGACAUACCCAUUUGUGCCAGAAGUGAAUUUCUUUGGAAAUUGUGCAAUGAAGGUUGAGAGAGGGGGGAUGUACAGAGCAGCAGAAAUAGAGCAAUCACGUUCUGCACAAAUUGGUCCUUUUACCCUUGUUGGAAAAGGGACGAGAAUUGGGGACAACACAAAGAUUUCACAUUCUGUUAUUGGAAAAGGCUGUGUAAUUGGAUCAAAUGUCUCAAUAGUGGGUUCAUAUAUAUGGGAUGAUGUCACUAUUGAAGAUGGGUGUCAGCUAAGGCAUGCAAUUGUAUGUGAUGGCGUGAUUAUAAAAUUAGGUGCAGUUUUGGAACCUGGUGUAGUGUUGUCUUUCAAGGUAGUAAUUGGACAGCAAUUUGUCGUCCCUGCCUACUCAAAAGUGUCUUUACUUCCACAGCCAACUGCGCAAGAUAGUGAUGAAGAAUUGGAGUAUGCUGAUAAUAACAAUGGACCAUUAGAUUCUUCAAUAACAGGUACUAUUAGCGAUUUGAAUGCCAAAAUGACAUCUGAAUUAUCUGGGGCUGAACACUUGCCAGCUUCAGAGCUUGGGCGUGGUGGUGCUGGUUAUAUUUGGUCAAUUUCUGAAGGAGGCCAUGAGGAUGAUUGGAGGCAUUCCGUUGCACCCAUUCCUGCUGAUAAACUUGCAGAGGCCAUGCAAGCUAUAGAAGAUGAUUUGGAAUUAUUGAAUCUGGAUGGCAGUGCUUUAUCACCUUCUGGAGAGUUGUUACCUGACUCUAAUAGUAACGAUUCUGAAGGUGAUGAUGAUUCUAGAGAUGAUAGUUUUGAGAAAGAGGUUGAAGCAACUUUUUUAAGGGCUGUUCAUGAAAAUAUCAAAGAUGAUGAUGUCAUCCUUGAAAUGAACUCACUUCGGUUGUCAUAUACCAAAACCUCUUCAGACUGUGCUGGAGCAAUAUUUUAUGCAAUGAUGAAGUUGGCAUUAGAAAAUCCGUAUGUUGCUAGUGCCGAACUCUGCAAAAAUGUUACCAGUAUUUUAAUUACAUGGCAAAAGCUGCUAAAGUUCUAUGGAAAAGAAAUAGAUAGCCAGAUUGAAAUGAUUUUGAGAUUUGAAGAAAUGUGUAUGGAGUCUGCUAAGGAGUUCGCACCAGUUUUUGUCCAGAUUUUGAAUGUUUUAUACGAGAAAGACAUUGUUGACGAGGAUGCCAUUUUAAGUUGGGCUGAUGAGAAAAAAGAUGCAGAAGAAUCAGAUAAAUUUUUUGUCAUGCAAUCAGAAAAAUUUAUUCAGUGGUUGCUCAAUGCAUCUGAAGAAGAAGACUGAGAAUGGAAAGAUACUGAUUCGAGAUUGUAAAAAGGCUGAUUUGAAUAUUUGGCAAAUUGAUGUAUUAUCCAUGAUACCCGAUCCAUAGUUGUAUUGAGGACAAUGAGCAACUGCAAAUUCUUGGGAUCAAGUAGAGUGGUUAGAGUUCCGUAUUUCUGAUGUGGUUCCGUUCGCCAACUUUGAGGUGAUAAGCAAUACGGGUUCAUGAGUAGAAAUCAAUCUUGGCAAUCUCAGGUGGGGGAGGGAGGGGUGUGAAAUCAUAUGUAGCUGAAAGAGUAUUUCUCAGUUCCAACGGCAAUGAUUAGUCCUUUAACACUUGAAAUUUGAUGUUGUUUAGGUUGUAAUCAUGUCCAGUUUGAGUAACACUUUUAAGUAGGAGUGUGCAAAAAUUUAACUGGACUGGAAAAUCAAUUUGAAUCGGACUAAAUAUAGGCAGUUUGGUUUAUUUA